CAGUGACGGGGAGCAGAGAGGAACGUUCCAACAGCGCACUUUAACUGAAAAUAAGCUUCCCUGCAAAAUAACACGCCGGUAACAGAUGACAUCAUCGAAUGAACAAGCCAAUGGGCACCCUUCUCUCUUGCCAAGUAUCCCGCUCCGGUAAUGGUUAAAGGUCUACCACUGAAAUGAAAAAUGGCAGCCCUUUGUCCUCCACCAUCUCCCGCCGUAGCCAAGACUCUGAUAAGUAUUGAUGGUUACUCGCCCAUUUUAGCUGCUACCUUUGCUUAUUGGGACAACAUUUUAGGACCUCGAGUGAGGCAUAUCUGGGCCCCAAAAACAGAUGAAGUUGUGCUGAGCGAUGGAGAGGUUACAUUUCUGGCAAAUCACACGUUAAAUGGCGAGAUCUUGAGGAAUGCAGAAAGUGGGGCAAUUGAUGUGAAAUUCUUUGUACUUGCAGAAAAGGGAGUGAUCAUUGUGUCUCUUAUUUUUGAUGGAAACUGGAAUGGUGAUCGGAGUACUUACGGGCUCUCUAUCAUUCUGCCACAAAGUGAACUAUGCUUCUACCUGCCUCUACACAGGGUCUGUGUGGCCCGUCUUACACACAUCAUCAGGAAGGGGCGCAUAUGGAUGCACAAAGGCCAGAGCAUCAUUUCCAUGCUGACUGGAGAAGUUAUCCCCAUUAUGGAGCUGCUGUCAUCUAUGAAGUCACAUGGUGUUCCUGAAGAAAUAGAUAUUGCUAGUACCGUCCUUAAUGAUGAUGACAUUGGUGACAGCUGUCACGAAGGCUUCCUAAGCAAUGCCAUCAGCUCCCAUCUGCAGACUUGCGGCUGCUCGGUGGUGGUGGGAAGCAGUGCAGAAAAAGUAAAUAAGAUGGUAAGGACGCUGUGCCUAUUUCUUUCUCCCGCAGAGCGUAAAUGCUCUCGACUGUGUAGAUCUGAGUCAUCAUUCAAGUAUGAAUCCGGUCUCUUCGUGCAAGGCCUGCUUAAGGAUGCAACCGGAAGCUUUGUUCUGCCUUUCCGCCAGGUGAUGUAUGCUCCGUACCCUGCUACACAUAUUGAUGUUGAUGUCAACACCGUAAAACAGAUGCCCCCUUGCCAUGAACAUACCUAUAAUCAGCGUCGAUACAUGAGGGCAGAACUGGCAGCCUUGUGGAAGGCCACUUCAGAUGAAGAAAUGGCAGGAGAUUCAGUCAUACACACAGAUGAAAGCUUCACCCCUAACCUGAAUAUUUUCCAAGAUAUUCUACACAGAGACACAUUUGUGAACAACUUUUUGGAACAGAUAUUCCAGUUGAAACCAAACCUUUCCCUAAGAAGCACGUUUUUGGCUCAGUUUAUGCUGAUUCUUCAUCGGAAGGCACUAACACUAAUAAAAUACAUUGAAGAUGACACACAAAAAGGUAAGAAAGUCUUCAAGUCCCUCCGUAACCUAAAGACAGAUCUGGAUCUGACAGCAGAGGGCGAUCUCAACAUUGUUAUGUCUUUAGCUGAAAAGAUCAAACCAGGCCUUCACUCGUUUAUUUUUGGGAAACCUUUUCACACCAGUGUACAAGAGCGGGAUGUGCUAAUGACUUUUUAGCUGCGGAUCACCGAGCACCUGGAACUGUCGGAAGCUUUCAUGUGGAUGUACUCGCUCACCAUUACAGGGAUUGCUGGGAAAUCUGGGGCAGUGUUGAGUUAUGAUGUCUAUUUUUAAGUUGUACUUUGAAGUAUACCUCAUGUCUGCCUUACAAGCACGUUGCUUUGUGUUCAUGGUUAAGAGAAUAUACCGCAUGUGUUUUGUCUUACACUGGUAUCUUAAUAUCUCUUCCUAAUCCUAUGUAUUUAUGGAAAAUGUUUAGUCAAUAAGACAUUCAGUGGAAGCAUUGACAACUAUCAGAAAUUCAGGCUUAAUAAGACAUGUUGUGCAUUAAUACAUAAUAAGCCCUGGAUUUAACAUUCCUCUAGACGUUAUUGAUGGAAUGUACAAACUAUACCCCUAGACUCCUGUACAAAAGUGUCCAUGCUGGGAAAUGUCAUAUCCCAGUCAAAAAUGACACAUACGCUUCUGUCAUAUGUAUAAAGGGAGUUAAGACUCUUCUGACAAAAAUAUUUUCAAAGAAUCCUUUGCUUUUGAACUCUAUUUCACAGUUAAACUACAUCAAGGGUGAGUAACUUUGUAAAUGCUUUACAUAUACUGAUUGUGACAUUCUCUUCACAGUUUACAUGCAGUGUGAGAUGCAGUGAAAUUGUUCUGGUUUAUUUUUGGAAUCUAUAUACAGUUUUAUCUGCUGACGUGAGGUUUCGACCCUUACAUAGUGAGGGGUCUUUCUCAAGAAUGGUUACUUCCCCAAACAUACUGGAUAUCUAUAGCACAUUGCCACCAAUUCAGUUACAAUAGCCAUGUACAAUGUAGGGUGAUUAUAUCUGUCAAAACAUUACUUUGCUUUGUAUUGUACUAUGCUGUGUAUGCCCGAUCACGUCAAUCCAACUCAAGUCACAUGCAUCCGUCAGCUCUUUAAAGCAAUGCUGUUCCAGUACUAUUUGUUAUGUCUGUGUAACAUGUCAACACGUUUGUUAUAAAUGACAGUAGCUCUUUUACAAAGUGUUUCCUUUUCUGUCAAUAAUUUUGUCUGCAGAUUUUGUAGCAGGCCAGUGUGUUUGCUUUUACGUAGUAGCAUUAUAGCAACUUCUCGUUCACCUGAUUUUCUCUCCAAAGUCCUGAAAUAUACUGGUGAAUUUACCCCAGCUUGUGUGCACCUUUUUGUAGCAACAUUCUACAGUAAUUUAUGAGUUUCCUGUGCAAAUGUAUUUAAUAUGUUUAUGCCAUUAAAAUAAAAUAUAUAAAACCCUA
Molecule: messenger RNA, 2820 nt
Organism: Hyla sarda
Lineage: Eukaryota; Metazoa; Chordata; Amphibia; Anura; Hylidae
Gene: C9orf72
Product: C9orf72-SMCR8 complex subunit
Exons: 10
Coding region: 181-1566 (461 amino acids)
Biological process (GO): endocytosis; autophagy
Cellular component (GO): autophagosome; endosome
Molecular function (GO): guanyl-nucleotide exchange factor activity
Source: RefSeq, a predicted model, not a curated record